CACAGAGAUUUUCCCAACACGCCUACCAAGACGUGUUAUAAAACGGUAGGUUAGUUUGUUUGCUCGACCUCGUCCCGAAAACCAAUGGGCAUGAAGUGGCGCCCUCGCCUGCCUCCCUUACCUCCCAUAUGAAUGACCGGUCAAACACAGCCUUCGGCAACCCCCAUCCAGACUCCUGCCACCACACCCUCUUCCUACUCCUACAUCGCGAAAUAACUCGAAAUGGCCCGGUUCAAGCGCUUCAUUCGUAGCCUUUUCUGUCUAGCACAGACACGGAGGCAACGAUACCGUGACAGCUCGAACAUAUCUACAACGGAUGGGAAAGAAAAGCCGUCUCUCUCGACAGACGGGAUGUCAGAUGAACAAUCCGUCCUCAUUUCAGAUCUCGGGAAGAACGACAUCCAACAACAAGAUUCCCAUGCGAUAGAGACCGAACUAUGCUCGAAAUCCCCGACCUGCCCCUUGUAUAGCCCUGACGGUCGACCCGCAAAGGACACGGCGACGGAGAAAGCUACCACUCUCACCAAGAUCACACCGUCGAAGAAGUCACCGGAGCAGACUCCCGUUUUCCCAUUCCCUCUGGAGAUUUUCGAGAGGAUCUGGGCUUACCUGACACCCCCGGAGUCUAGGAUGGCCUUUGCCCUGGCCUCCCGAUUCUUCUUCUACCACUUCAAGCCCGGUCCGCUCACCACCAGCCAGACGCAAACACUGCAACUCUGGCUCGAGAGAGACACCCCCAAUCUCUAUUUCUGCUGGCUUUGCAAAAGGUUGCACACCUGGUGCUGCGGGGAACUUGAAUUCUUGCGCGAGGGUGAAGGCCGGCACCCGACCCGCGUGCUCAGCUUCGACAAAGGCUGCAGAUUCCGAAAAUGGUCGGGGCACCCCGCUUCCCUGGGCAACGCCCAAAACAUCAAGCUCGAGACGGCCCGACUGAUAAUGAAUCGGCAUUUCUACGGCGGGGAACAUGGCCUCGGCUUGGAUGCUCUCUGUUAUCGUCGGCAAAGACUCGCUGCUGGUCAGCAAGGCAGUAGUAUCAUGGUUGAAGAGUCGCGGCGCCUCCGGGUUAUCGACAACGAGCUGUAUGUCAAGGAGGACGUCUUGAUGUAUCACAAGGACGGUCACGAGACCGCUCUCCGCGACUACCUCGACGCACCAGGGGGUGAAGACAUACUGCCACCGGUGUGCCGCCACAUCGGAAGGUACCAUCGUUUCGGCAAAUCAAAGGCGACCAAACCCACACCAAAAGCCCAUGCCGAGUUCAUCGGACCCAUUCUAUCCUGCAAGUAUUGCUACACCGACUGCCACAUCGUGGCGCGGUGGCAGGCAGGGGACGGCGCUCGCCCAGCGGGCUGGACUGUCAGCGGGAGCAAGUGGUAUACGCUUGGUUCUUGUAGAGACCUACGGAACGAUAAGUGGAACAACGCCGCCAUCGACUUCGUCCGGUUUCAUGCCCGGCCCCGGGCGGCGUCACCGGAUUGUCCCGCCGGCAUCGUACGAGGUAAGUGGCUUUUUGGAAACAGGUAUGGUAGGAAGGACGUGGAUGUCGAGCUGGUAAAUGAAACUUCUCACCCCAUAUUUGUAGGAUCACUCGGCUGAUAGGGUUUUCUUUUCCUUUGUGGUUUUGGCGGGGGGAGGCAAUGGUUAAUGACCCGGAACAUCUGACGUGAAUACCUGGUAGGUACCUACCCAAUGUCGUUUUUCUUUUCUCGUGCGAUCUUCUUGUUAUUCCAUAGUUUUAGCAUGGCAUGAUGAGGACAGGUUGGUGAAGUGGUAUUAUAUCAUCAACCUUUCAUGGGCAUUGUCACUAAGCAGUAC
Molecule: messenger RNA, 1815 nt
Organism: Chaetomium fimeti
Lineage: Eukaryota; Fungi; Ascomycota; Sordariomycetes; Sordariales; Chaetomiaceae
Exons: 1
Coding region: 223-1596 (457 amino acids)
Source: RefSeq, a predicted model, not a curated record